Messenger RNA from Eruca vesicaria subsp. sativa (arugula), 1015 nucleotides. Lineage: Eukaryota; Viridiplantae; Streptophyta; Magnoliopsida; Brassicales; Brassicaceae. The record is from the annotation of a GenBank genome assembly.
GUUUGAUUAGAUAUUUUAGGGAUUUGGAAACCGAACGCCUGAAAGCUAAAAUGGAGAUUACGGAGCGGAGGGACGACGAGAUCAGAGAAGGAAGAGACUCCACAAACAUCGACACCAUCAAAUCGCAGUAUGUUACCAAUUCCUUCUCCGAUGAACGCUACUCUCGCGAGCUCAAGGAUGGUCUUCAUCCUCUACGGUACAAGUUUGCGAUUUGGUACACACGUCGCACACCAGGGGUCAGGAGCCAGACAUCUUACGAGGAUAACAUUAAGAAGAUUGUUGAGUUCAGCACUGUUGAAGGUUUUUGGGCUUGCUACUGUCAUCUUGCUCGUUCUUCUCUAUUGCCUAAUCCAACAGAUCUUCAUUUCUUUAAGGAUGGGAUUCGCCCCUUGUGGGAGGAUGCUGCCAACUGCAAUGGAGGAAAGUGGAUCAUACGUUUCUCUAAAGUUGUCUCUGCUCGCUUCUGGGAGGAUCUGCUGCUUGCGUUGGUAGGCGACCAGCUUGAUGAUGCUGAAAACAUAUGUGGGGCAGUGCUGAGUGUCCGCAUCAAUGAGGACAUCAUUAGUGUAUGGAAUCGGAAUGCUUCUGAUCACCAGGCAGUGAUGGGGUUGAGAGACUCAAUCAAGCGGCAUUUGAAGCUACCUCAUGCGUACGUCAUGGAGUACAAGCCACACGAUGCUUCUCUUCGUGACAACUCAUCCUACAGAAACACAUGGCGAGGAUAGGUUCAAAAGUGGACGACACUUACUUUCCUGCAACCUGGGAUAAUGAAAUGAUAUUGAUGGCUUAGAAUCUCAGCAAUGAAAAUCCUGGAUACUUCUGCAGCAUUAGUUAUUCAGUCGUUUUCUGGUUCCUAGAUAUUGUUGUUACCUUCAAUUGUUUGAAACUGUGAUGUUUCAUUUUCAAAAGAAAACUUAAAAGCUCACAUAUUUGGUUUAACAUUCUUAUGACUUGUGUUUCGAACAUUAUGUCGAAAUAUAGAAUUACACUUCCUGCUAUGGCAUAUGAUGUAAAU